AUGGGCCAGAUACAUACUAGAACAGUUCCAUCGUAUGGUAGCUGCGAGCCGGACGAUAGGUUGGACGAUAUAGCAGAGGCAGACCGGCUGUUACAAGCUACAGACGAGGCAGAUGGGACGGACGAACACCUACAUAUCAGCCCCUACCCAUCUUCGUCGGAUAGCGAAGUCCAGGAAGGUGUUCGCAAGAUUGAGGCAAUCAGCCGGACAUGGACACAGAAGUCCUUAUUAAUAGCAUACCUUGGCAAGCACUCUCUCAUCUCAACUGUCCUGGUUAUUCAGAAUGUGGUCAAUGCUGUUAUAAAGCCACCCAUGGCUAAAUUUGCCGAUGUGUUUGGCCGCUUUGAAGCAUUCUGUAUUGCUGUCUUCAUCUAUGUGCUUGGAUACAUACAGAUGGCAGCUUCUCAGAACGUUGAGACCUAUGCUUCUGCGCAGAUUUUCUAUUCUGCUGGAUCUACUGGGUUACAGAUACUCCAGCAAGUGUUCAUUGCUGAUAGUAGUAAUCUGCUGAAUCGAGCUCUAUUCGCUAUUCUUCCAGAAAUACCCUUCCUGAUCACUGUUUGGGUCGGGCCAAUGAUCGCAUCCUGGGUGUUGAAGCACCUCUCAUGGAGAUGGGGAUACGGCAUGUGGGUGGUACUCUUGCCAUUGGCGUUUCUUCCAUUGGCCCUAUCGCUAUGUUUAAACCAGAGAAAGGCGCAGAAAUUGAAUUUGCUGAAACCCAAGCCAUGGAAGGGCAAAGGCUUGAAAAGUGUGCUCCGUAGCGCAUGGUUCGAGUUGGAUAUAUUUGGUUUGAUUUUACUCUCAGCUGCGGUGACACUGAUUCUUGUUCCUCUGACCCUGGCUGCCCAUGCGAAGGAUACUUGGCGAAAUGGGGCCAUCGUUGCAAUGAUUGUUGUUGGAGCUGUCUGUUUGGUAGCAUACCCAUUCUGGGAGACUUCUAAGAGGCUUGCACCGCAUCCUUUGCUAUCACUAGGUCUCCUUCGCCAACGAACGGCACUUGCUGGAUGUGCCCUGGCUUUCUUCUACUUCAUGGCCUUCUACUUUUCCGUUCAACCCUAUUUUUACUCGUACCUGCAAGUGGUCCAGGGAAAACCUGUUGUUACUGCCGGAAGAAUCACCCAGACCUUUUCUUUUAUGUCUACGAUCGCCGCUCUCGUCGUCUCCUUUAUGAUCAAAUAUUCGAAACGAUACCGUCCAUUUAUCACCUUUGGCUGUGUUGUUUAUAUCCUAGGGCUGGUCUUAAUGCUCGCCACCCACAAAUCAGGCAAAUCCACGUUGCAAAUUCUUGUCGUUCAAUCCCUCAUUGGCGUGGGAGGCGGACUCGUCAAUGUCCCUGUCCAACUUGGCGUUCAAGCCUCGGCUAAUCACCAACAGGUAGCUGCCGCUACUGCUAUGUUUCUGACUGCCCUUGAGAUGGGCGGAGCUGUGGGAUCAGCUGUAUCCGGUGCGAUCUGGACUACUUAUUUACCAAGCAAGCUAGUAAAAUAUCUACCCGAUGAAACCAAAGGGGAAGCCACUGAAAUCUUUGGCAAGUUGACCAAGGCCUUAUCAUACCCAAUGGGCUCACCAACAAGAGACGCUAUUAUUCGCUCCUACGAAGAGACCAUGCAGACUCUCUUAACAAUUGCUAUUUGUGUUUGCAUACCCUUGAUCCCGUUAAGCUUGCUCAUGAAGAAUUAUGAGCUUGAUAAGGUAGAUCAAAGGGUGAAAGGUAAAAUGAUAGGGAACAUCAGCGAAGAUGGCGAAGAUGUAUCUCCAGUUACACCACAGUUCAGUACAUUCCCUCCUACCAAUGCUAGUCCGGCAAAACGCGGGUCACAACGCAAUCUCAGGUCUUGA
Messenger RNA from Microsporum canis CBS 113480, 1839 nucleotides. RefSeq names its product siderophore iron transporter mirC. The record is from RefSeq and is a predicted model, not a curated record. The transcript has 5 exons. Lineage: Eukaryota; Fungi; Ascomycota; Eurotiomycetes; Onygenales; Arthrodermataceae. Gene Ontology annotation, molecular function: siderophore-iron transmembrane transporter activity. The coding region runs from base 1 to 1839 and encodes 612 amino acids. Gene Ontology annotation, biological process: siderophore transmembrane transport.